Vollenhovia emeryi is the source of this 2085-nucleotide messenger RNA. RefSeq lists its product as uncharacterized. NCBI's taxonomy places the organism in Eukaryota, Metazoa, Arthropoda, Insecta, Hymenoptera, Formicidae. Gene Ontology annotation, cellular component: dystrophin-associated glycoprotein complex; sarcolemma. The record is from RefSeq and is a predicted model, not a curated record. The coding region runs from base 622 to 1758 and encodes 378 amino acids. The transcript is spliced from 8 exons.
GUUAAUAUAUGUAUGUUCAGAGAUAAGACAUUUAAUGUUUCAUUGGUAAUAUGUUUUCUCUUGAACCAUCUGUUUUCAAAUAUCAGAACCUUAACACAUGCUAAUGAACGAUUGGCAAGAGACAUAUAUGCAUACUUGUAUAGAAUUGACUAAAAAAAUGUGUUUCUUUAAAUUAUUUGCAGUAUGUUGCAAUUGCUUGCAUUUUUAUGAAAUGUAUAAUUUUAAAUAAUGGUCUAAUAUGUUUGUUAUUGACGUAGAAAACAUAAUUUGUCCACAUCAAUUAUUAGUUAUUACUAUACAGAGUAAUUGUUCAGUGUUAAAAGUUUAACUUGUCUUCCUGGUAAAUGUUGUACAAAAGAGACAUUUCAUAUAAAAUAAACAAUUUAUAAAUAAUGUGCGUACAUAAAUAUAUGAUUCCAAUAUAUGUGAUGCACGCGUGGAAAAACAAAAUAUGCCUCAAGAAACAUUUGAUCUAGAUUUGCGAGUUUCGCGCUGGAAUAAAAAAGCUAUGUGCUAUUUGGAUCCGCCGGAAGUGGAGGAAGAAGGGAGAGUGACCUACGGAGGACGUCCUACGAGUUGCGCGCGCAUCCCUUAAGAAUACUGUCACACGGAACACGCACGAUGCAGACCGACGAAGAGAUUCAGUACGCGCCGAGAAGCCGGCCGGUGAGCUUUUACGACAAUUACAAGGACGUGUCGGUGAUGCCGCCUUGCGUCACGUCCACCAUGAGCGUGGGCAAUUUGAACCAGGUCCGUGAUGGCAAUGACACGUCCACUGUAUCUCAGAGCAACAACAAUAAUAACAGUAGCAACAAUAACAACAACAGGGUCAGUAACGCCGUUAGCGCGGGGAACGUAUCGAAGAUUCACACUGCCAAAGUCACGGGUGCAGUGUCGACCGGGAACAUCGGGCGUAUUUGCCGCGGCGACAAAGAGAAAGAGCUCGAUCGGGCACCAUCAAUGGCCAACUGUCUGUCAACCACGGUUCCUGUCAAUCUGGCAGCUUCUCAAAUAGCCGGUCGACAUACGCCCACGAGAAAUUCUCUGAGGCAUAGCAGAAUGAUCGUAAUGCAUCGGACCGGCCAUCGCCCAGAGAAGUUUUUACCUCCUUUGAUCUACCAUCGACAAUUAGCCGGAUGUCUGGCAGCAUUGCAGGCUAUCCUCGGUGCCGCGGUGAUGUCCUUGUCGUUAUGGUUGCUGCUUUGGGCACCACACCUGCCUAUCAUAGACAAUCCGUUCUGGAGCGCCAUGCCCCUCUUGAUGUCCGGGAGCUUCGGAAUUUGCCUCCUAUGGUGUUUUAAAAAGAGAUAUUCAAUUUUGACCUCUGGAUUUUGUCUUUCUGCUGCAAAGGUAGUUAGCGUGUUUUUGGCGGUUUUGGCAACCAUUGCGUGUAUGAGUGCUUGCGUAUUCUCCGCGAUACACUUGUCACGUCUCAUGGGACUGGAAUGCACUCCGGCACGAGUAUUGAAUGCCACGUGUGUGUGCAGACCACGCGGCGAAUCACCUGAUUCGCUCGAAGGUGCCGUCAGGUACAUAGACCUUAAUUGUCCCGAAGUAGAAAGUAUCCUGACGAUCCUCCUCAUCUUCUCGUGCACUUGCAACGGAUUAGGUGCCUUGGUGGCAGGAUGGUAUAGUUAUCUCCAUUGGAGCACGCGAUACCAAAGGCCAAAGUAUACGAAAGUCAGAACAAAUACCAUUUCUAUGAACAAUAAAUUCAGCAAUAGACCAAUCUACAAAUUGAACCUGGAGGAACGAUGACGCUUGCAGGUGUUAUAAUAAUUAAUGAUGUUAAAACGCUUUCAUUUUGCCGUGAUCCAUCAACAUCUUCCAUAUGAUACGUUGUGAUCAAUUUAUACAUACAUAUUCAUAAAGAAAUACGAACUACUGCAAAUAAAUUCAGGAACUAUUUGUUACACAUUUACAUUGUCUAUACACUGAUGCACAAAAAAAUUAAUAAGUAACCUUUACGAAGAUAUGAGCAGAAAAACUUUGUUCAACAAGCUACAAUUGUCAUUUUAGUAUUAAUAAUUUUACAAUUUUAUGAAUAAACGAGGAUUAUAUAAGUGUAUAUUUAUUAUUAAUAAU